Lecanosticta acicola is the source of this 502-nucleotide messenger RNA. Lineage: Eukaryota; Fungi; Ascomycota; Dothideomycetes; Mycosphaerellales; Mycosphaerellaceae. The record is from the annotation of a GenBank genome assembly.
AUGCAGAAGUUCAAGGCAAUGAUGGUGGCUCACGCCCAUGCGGAAGCCGAUGUUGUGGAGGAGUCGGACAUCUCAGGCUUGCGAGAGCAAAUUCUCGGUAGGCGAUACUCCUACUGGAGCUAAUCGCUAAGACUGACAUGCUAUAGCCAAUGUGGAAGUGCUUUACCCCAUCAUGUACACAGCACAGUCUGAAGUCGUCCGAGGAGUCGUCCUGCCCAAGUUCCACCUCAUUACCAUCCGCAAAGACUUUGAGACAUCGGCUUUGGUCCUUAUCGAGAAAGAAGCAACUGAGAAAGGGCGCUCUGGCCCAGAGAAGGACUUGCUUGUCCAAGGCCCUGCCGCAGAUUCCGUCAAGUCGGCGCUCGAGGGCUUGCUGAACGGUCUUAGCGUAGUGCUGCAGAAGAAAGGCAUGGUGCGAGCGGCCUUCACGCCUCCGUUAGGGUGGUUCCCCUGCAAAGUUGAAGAAUCAGGUAUGAUGUUCUACACGAGAAGACAGUGGUAG